Molecule: messenger RNA, 3156 nt
Organism: Rotaria sp. Silwood2
Lineage: Eukaryota; Metazoa; Rotifera; Eurotatoria; Philodinida; Philodinidae
Source: the annotation of a GenBank genome assembly
AUGAGUCAAGAUACAAAAUCGACGCAACAACCAUCACUCGGUGGUUCAUAUGAUAAUUCAAGAUUUCAGAAUAAUAAUAGUGAACAAGGUAAUAAUGAUAAUACUUAUGCUGGUGGUUAUAGUCGUGGUGGAGCUCCUCCUCCCAAACAACAACCACAAUCUUCUUCUACACAAGUCUAUCGACCUCCCCAUAUACAAAAUCGAAUGAAUAUACCGAAUGGUAAUUAUGGUAACAAUGGCAAUAUGUCAGGUGGUUAUCGAGGAUCAGUUAAUGUUGGUCAACCACAUCCACAACAAAGCUAUGGCAAUAAUUAUGGUGGUGGCAAUACUCUUCAUCAUCCUCAUCCUCAUCCUUCGCAACAAUCAUACUAUGGUCAACCACCACCACAAAUGGCACCUCAACAAACACAAAUCUAUCAUCAACCUAUGUCAAAUGCUUAUCAACAAAUAGGACAAAUGCCACGUCCAAUGAAUCCUCCACAACCACUUGAUACUCGAGGUUAUGGCCAACCUAUUCAACAUCAAAUACAAAUACAAAAUCGAUCAUUCAAUGAUAUACCACAACUUCAACAAACAUAUAAUCGUCAAGAUCCAACUGGUGUUAUUAAUCAGCCAUCAUCCCAACAACAACAAACAAGUGGUCGAUGGGAUGCUAUUUUAGCUGAAAGACAAACGUCGUAUCAUAAUAAUAAUAGUGGUAAUAAUUCCAAUCAACGUAGUACUAGUGGUUUUUCGGGUAAUUAUAAGAGUCGAAAUGGUCGAGACAAUAAUAAUAAUAAUAGUGGUUAUGGAGGACAACGUGAUAAUCAUUAUGGUCGACGAGAUCGUGUUCCUCAUAAACCAUUUCAUUCACAUGUUGGUGGUCAAUCAGGUGAUGCAACCGGUGCUGAUUGGAAUACACCUUUACCAGCAAAUGCUAAUCUUGAAAGAGAACUAUUUGGUGUACAUCCAACUGGUAUUAAUUUUGAACUUUAUAAUGAUAUUCCUGUUGAAUCUUCACAUAUGGAUCAUUCACCAAUUGAAACAUUUGAUGAUUGUAAUUUUGGUGAAAUUAUUAAAAAUAAUGUCAAUCUAUCUAAUUAUGGUAAACCAACACCUGUACAACGUUAUGCUAUACCAACUAUAUUACUUCGACGUGAUCUAAUGGCCUGUGCUCAAACUGGCUCAGGCAAGACGGCUGCAUUUCUUCUUCCUAUAUUGCAUAUGAUCUUCGAAGAGGGACCUGUGCGUAAUCCUCCAAGUAAUAUACAAAAUAAUCGUAAACAGUAUCCACUUUGUCUUGUUAUGGCACCGACACGUGAAUUAGCCUCACAAAUUUAUGAUGAAACACGAAAAUUUUCUUAUCGUUCUAUGGUUCGUUCGUGUGUCGUCUAUGGUGGAGCUGAUAUUGGUUUUCAAGCACGUGAUUUGGAAAAAGGUGCUCAUGUUUUAGUAGCUACACCAGGUCGUCUUAAUGAUUUGAUACAACGAGGUCGUAUAGGAUUGGCCAAUGUCCGGUAUUUGGUACUUGACGAAGCUGAUCGCAUGCUCGACAUGGGCUUUGAACCUCAAAUUCGUGAGAUCGUUGAACGGUCAGAUAUGUCGCCUACGGGUCAACGAUUAACGCUGAUGUUUUCAGCUACUUUUCCAAAACAAAUUCAGGAAUUAGCACGAGAUUUUCUUCAUGACUACGUAUUUUUGGCUGUUGGUCGUGUGGGUUCAACAUCACAAAAUAUAACACAAAAAAUUGUAUGGGUAGAAGAAGCUGAAAAACGUUCAUUUUUACUUGAUUUACUAAACAUUCAAUCUGGUAAUGCAUUAACAUUGGUAUUUGUUGAGACAAAACGAGGAGCUGAUGUGCUUGAAGAUUUUUUAUUCAAUCAUCAGUAUUCAGUGAACAGUAUUCACGGUGAUCGAUCACAAGCUCAACGUGAAGAAGCACUGAGAUCAUUUAAAAAUGGUCGUACACCUAUUCUUGUAGCGACAAGUGUAGCUGCUCGAGGUCUCGAUAUUCCAAACGUUAAACAUGUGAUUAAUUUUGAUUUACCAUCGGAUAUUGAUGAAUAUGUUCAUCGUAUUGGUCGAACAGGUCGUGCUGGUAUGACAGGUCAAGCAACGUCAUUUUUUAAUGAAAAAAAUCGUAAUAUUGCUACAGAUUUACUCGAUAUCUUAAGUGAAGCACAUCAAGAAGUACCCGAAUGGCUCGAAGGUAUUGCAAGAGAAACUAAAAAAGAUAAUUAUUCCAAACGAAAUUACGGUGGUGGUCGACGUGCUGGUGGUUUUGGUGCUCGUGAUUAUCGUAAUCCAGCACAAUUACGUAAUAAUCGAGGUGGUAGUAAUAAUCGAUCGGGCAGUUCAACGAGUGGAUAUAGUAAUCAUCAACAACAAUGGGAUGGAUCUAAUAGUGGUGCCGGUGGAAACAUGUGGACUGGUGAUCAUCAAUCAGGUGGUGCUGCUGGUUAUGACCGUUUUCAACAACAAACUACGGGUGGUAAUGGUAAUCGUCAAGCAGACCACAGUUGGUGGGACACAUAUAGUGGAAAAUAUGGUCUUGAGGAUGAGUUACCUGAAAAAUAUUAUGUCACACAUGAAGCAUGGUUUAAUAUAUCAGUGAAAGAAACUAAAGUAUCAUCUACGCCGAUAAAAACAGGACGAAUUAUUAUUGGUUUAUUUGGUGAAAUUUGUCCAAUGACUGUUACUAAUUUUGUCACAAUUACUAAAGGUUUUCGACGAGGAUCGGAUAAGUAUACUUAUAAAGGUACGCCUUUUCAUCGUAUUGUUCGGGAUUUUGUUAUUCAAACCGGUGAUUUUACAAAAGGAGAUGGUAGUGGAGGCAGAAGUAUUUAUGGUGAGAAGUUUAUUGAUGAAAAUUAUAUUUUAAGUCAUCGUUCACCUGGUUGGGUAUCAAUGGCAAAUUAUGGAGAAGAUACAAAUGGAUCACAAUGGUUUAUAACACUUGUACCUGCUCGAUGGCUUGAUGGUCAUCAUGUAGCGUUUGGACGUGUUAUUUCAGGAAUGGAUUUCGUAUAUGAAUUAGGCGAAAUGGAAACAUUUAAAGGAACAAGUAUUCCAAAGAAAUAUAUAACUAUUGAUGAUUGUGGUUUAAAUGAUAUUUCAAAAUAUGAACUAACACAUGAACAAUUAGGCUCUUAUGAUGAUUUAGUUGCUGCUGCUUAG